Molecule: messenger RNA, 582 nt
Organism: Gigantopelta aegis
Lineage: Eukaryota; Metazoa; Mollusca; Gastropoda; Neomphalida; Peltospiridae
Exons: 1
Coding region: 1-582 (193 amino acids)
Source: RefSeq, a predicted model, not a curated record
AUGAACAGUGCUCUGAUUCUGUCUCACAACAAGUUGUUUGAAAAGUCUAACGCCGUGUACCCGUUCACUAAAACCGAAGUUAAAAUGAGCAGCAUCUCCUCUUCUCAACAGAGCUACGUUUGGGAGAGCGUGUACCAGUCGCAGUGUCCGAACAGACUGAUUGUUGGGUUUGUCGACGGUGACAGAGUGAGCGGAUCAUACACAAACAACCCAUUUAAUUUCCAGAGUUCAUUCAUGAAAACGGUGUGCUUAUAUUUGGAUGGGGUCAGUGUGCCCGGUCGACCCGUCGAAGCAGAUGACGUCAGUGCGUACGUGAAUUUGUUCGAAGGUGUUAAUAGAUGGAGCCUGGAUUGUGGAAAUUAUAUUGAAAGAAUUGAAUUUUCUUUGGGAAAUGGCCUGUUUGUGUUCAACCUUGAACCCGUUUUAGUGGACUCUGAUUAUUUAAGUUUAUUAAAGAACGGUAAUUUACGGUUAGAAGUGCAGUUUAAAUCUGCAUUGACAAAGACGGUCAGUUACAUAGUGUAUGGUGAAUUCCCCAGCUUGAUUGAAAUUGAUCAGACCAGGAACGUGUUUGUCAAAUAG